AUGAGCUUUUUUUCAAAAAUGCAUAGCCAGGCAACCUUUAAACCAAUUCACUUCUUUACGCCGGGUCAUCGGUGCUAUGAAGAUUAUACAUCCAUUCACGGUUGUUACGAGCUUUGUAACAUUGAUGACGCAAUAAAAUGUCCAGAUGGUAAAAAAUUAGAAGAUUGGUUUGCGACUCAUGCUGUUGAAUUCUAUAACCAACUUGUUAUUUUUUAUAAAUUCGUUGAAAAUGAUUGCACAGAAGAAAAAUGUCCUGUAAUGUCAGCUGGACAUAAAUUUAAAUAUUUAUGGCAAGACGAUGAUCAAUUUAAGACACCAAAAGAGUUACCCGCGAAAGAAUACGUAUCUUUACUUUUCGAUUGGGCCGAUGCGUUUCUGGGUGACAAACACUUCUUCCCAAGUGAUCACAGAUCAUCAUAUCCAAAGACUUUCAAACCAGAAAUUUCAAGGUUAUUCAGACGAUUACUUCGUGUUUAUGCUCAUCUUUAUAACCAUCAUACAGCUGUUCUCAAGAGCUGCGAUGCACUUCAGCAUUUCAAUACUUCAUUCACUCAUUUUUAUAAAUUUACGAAAUACUACAAUCUAAUUGAUGAGAAGGAAUUCAAGCCACUUAAGAAAGCAAUUGAAUCACUCGGAUUAGAACCAAAAUCUGAACAAUAA
Trichomonas vaginalis G3 is the source of this 660-nucleotide messenger RNA. Its product is annotated as Mob1/phocein family. Gene Ontology annotation, molecular function: protein kinase activator activity. Gene Ontology annotation, biological process: positive regulation of protein phosphorylation; signal transduction. The transcript has 2 exons. The record is from RefSeq and is a predicted model, not a curated record. NCBI's taxonomy places the organism in Eukaryota, Parabasalia, Trichomonadida, Trichomonadidae. Gene Ontology annotation, cellular component: nucleus; cytoplasm. Bases 1 to 660 code for a protein of 219 amino acids.